This is a messenger RNA of Monascus purpureus, 2742 nucleotides long. NCBI's taxonomy places the organism in Eukaryota, Fungi, Ascomycota, Eurotiomycetes, Eurotiales, Aspergillaceae. The record is from the annotation of a GenBank genome assembly.
AUGCCCGCCUCCGACCGCUUCCACCGUGCAGCAAGGCUCUUGUCCCCGUCGCGUCACAGUCCCGAGCCAGAGCAGGACCACCGGUCCCCUUUCCGUCGAGCACGUCGCGGUACUCGCGUUUCUGACCAUAUCAAUUUGCCUCGGGCACCUAGCCCUUCGUACACAUACCCUCGGUCUCCCCGAAGGAGUACCAGCCACUCGAGGACGUCGAGAAGAACAACGGAAGCCACAUACAACGAAGACGCGCUCGCGUCCAAUCCCUUCACUACCACUACCACACCAAGCCCACGAAGGAGGCGACGGGGGCUUUUCCCAGAGAUGCUUCCAGGAUCGCGACCUCCGAUCCCUCCUGAAGAGUUGUCUGAAGUCUACGGAAGAAUCGACGACGAGACCAGUCUGGUCGACGAAGUGGAUGGUGAGGAAUUCGACGAGCCGCUGGACGGUGAUGUGGAUGAGCCUAAUCAUAUAUCGAAUUACUUGGACAAUUAUACGGAUGAGUUGCAUCGUAGGAGACUCAGUGAUUAUGCUAGGGACGAGCAACGACUGAAAAGCGUUACUGCCAGGGAUGCUCCCGUCUUCAGCAAAGCCAAAGUCGGUAUUAGAGGAGGCUUAAGUGCGGGAAAUCUACAACGGCGUGACAGGGAAUCCCAGCCUCUAAGUGAAGAGGGAGAAGAUGGCGGAUUUGAACCUCCGGUCAACAUCCCGUCUAAUUGGAGUUCUCGAUCCAAUAACCUUCACCGUUGGAAUAGGGAGAACGGAAUUGGAUCCCAGGAUGAAGAGUCCGAAUACGAUCCACUCCGAGAAACGAGACGUGAAAUUAAUUUGAAUACAAAAACACGGCGGAUAUCCGACCACCUUCAUAGACAGGACAAAACAAAUGGUCUAGUGACUGGUACUCACGGCGAACCAGAAAAUGAUCUGGGGGGCGAUGAUGUAUCCAAGGAUCUAUUCUCUAUACAGGACCAGAAAUUAACAGAAGAAACUCCAGUCUUUGACGUCCCAGUCACCAUUUACAAGAGUUCUACGUUUAACAAACCCAGCCCAAGGAAAAGAGACUCCCAAGAUCUACUCCGCAGGUUGGCACGGGCGGAAAGUCCAGGUCAAUUGAAGACGCCAGAGCCACAGAAGCCCCCGGGCCCGCGAAUCUAUGAUAAAACACCCGUUGUAACGGGUGCAUACAUAGACACCCCGAUGACCGAGCGGGCAGCAGAACCUCCAGAAGAUUUGUCGAAGGCUGUUAUCAAAUCGGAUGAGGAGCCUCAAGAGCUGUCUCAGCGGUCGGAAUCCCAGGUCGACCUGAAGCCCAUACUAGAAGUGCAAUCGUAUAAGGAUAGAGCGAAGCCACCUUUAAAAAGACCAAAAUUACCGAAGAGCGGCCUAGAAGCGAUUAUCGAGGAUUCCAAAUCUGGCGGUCUUUCCGACCCCUUGGGCGACAGUACAAUCGAGUCCCUGGAGGGACUUAAAGAGUCGAAUCAACAUAAAACAGGCGAAGGUGAGGAAGAGAGUUCAGAUGAUGCAUAUCUGAAGGCUGUUGAGGAAGAUCUAGCACGGGAAGCUAAGCAACCAGAGCGCGAACCAAACGCAGAACUCGAGGAACUGAAAGCGCAGCGCCAGGCUUUGUUGGACAGGAUCGCUCAAAUAGAAAAGGAUCCCAGCAGUCUGGAAAAGCGACCUCUUCUGAAUGAAAAGGAACCAAGCCAUUCAUCCGAUGAAGCUGGGGGAAAAGAGCACAUACAGACGAAGCCUACCUGCUACCCUGGUCAGCGCUGUGAGAAAUGCGGCGCGUACAAUGACGGCCGUAUAUACAUUGCUGUUCCUCUUCCAAGAUUGUGGAGGCGCGAUCCACUAUCUCGACGCAUCCGACUUACUCCCCUGGGCUGGUGCACCCUGCUUUUCAUCUUCUGGUUCUGUUCCGAGUCGACUAUGUGUGACUAUUACUGCCAUCCCCUGAUCGCGGAAGUCUGUGAGGGUAACUGCCUAAUGUCAAACGCGCCAAAAUUUCCCUUUGUGAUUCCGACAAUGUUAUGGCGCUGGCUGCACCUCGAGGCAAUCUUCACUCCGAUCUUGGCCAUUACCGUUGCGUUCUUCCGCUUGAUACUACAAGUCCUGGGAUUCUGGGAUGGUUUCGUAGACGAACCACAUUCUACACAUUUGAAUCUACCAACAGACUUGAAAACGGCUAUCCAUGGCAGCAGUGUGACCGAUAUCCCUGUCCCCGGGAUUUCCACUACACCCAAGGUGGUGGUCUCUCAAACCGCAACUUCUCAGGAACCAUGGCCUGGAUACGACGAAUUCGCAUUUAAACUCCAAGAAAGCCGGGACUUUCAACGCGGCAACAUGAGAUGGGAUGAUUCUAUGGAAGAUGAUGAAUAUAUCUAGCAAAUGAGCCAAGCUGCCUCCCUAGGUAUGUACAUAUUUAAGAGGGGUUUGCACAGUCCUUCCCUGACACUUUUAUUUCUCAAUGAUUACUUUCCCCCCAUUUUUCAUCUAUUAUUCCCCCCUGUCCAACGUCUUCGUUCUUCUUUCGAUGCAUGCAUUGUCCUGGAGUUUGCAGGUUACGGUUCGGGGGAUAACAGGAGGAGAUAAAUGGGUUUGAAAUGUCUGGAUUCACAUACUACAUGCCUCAUGAAUGGUGAAAUUAGCUAGGCGUUGCGUUUUCAAUUCAUUUUUGUGUCUUUUAUUUUCCGCCUUCAUCCCCAUUAUUCUUCGAUACUCCCAAAAGUCUGUUUAACCUUAUGUCCU